AUGGGGUCGACGGAAGAUCCCGACCCGAGCUUCAAGGAGAUUCCAGAGUACGAGUACGCCGACGAGGAGGUGAUAUUCCAUGAAGGGUCAGACUUGUUCGCAGAAGACGUGGAAGCCGAAAUGGCGGUGUUGCCAGAAGUCCCGUUGACGGCAGAAGUGAAGAUCGGGGAUCUCAAAAUCGGGCGUCCGGAAGGAGUUGACCCGGAGGAAGCUGCAGAGAUGGAAGAACGGCUGCGCCAAAUCGUCUGGAAGAAGCGUAAAUGGUUGAUCGGGAAGGGCAACGCUCUGCCACCUGCAGCGAAGGGUGUCAUCUGCGACAUCGAUGUGGGAAACGCGAGGCCCGUCGCACAACGCGUCCGGAAGAUCUCAUCGCAGUUUCGCGAGAAACUAGCCGAUCUGAUCCGAGGACUCCUCAGCGCACGUAUGAUCCGCGCGUCGAAGUCACCUUGGGCUUCCCCCAUCGUCGUCAUCGUGAAGAAGAACGGCGUCGACAUCAGACUCUGUGUCGACUACAGGUUGGUCAACGGUCUGACCCAGUUGAUGGUGUACCCGAUGCCACUGGUCACGGACCUCUUGGAAGACUUGGAUAAGUACCGAUGGUACUGCUCCUUAGACAUGGCCAGCGGAUUUUGGGUAGUCCCGAUGACGGACCGAGCCCGUCUCAUCUCCGCGUUCAUCAUACCAUUCGGGCUGUUCGAGUGGCUGCGUAUGCCAUUCGGUUUAUGCAACGCGCCACAGAUAUACCAGCGGCUGAUAGACAACGCGCUGUACGUCUGGAAACUCUCGCCGACUGAAGAUACCCGCGACGUUUUCAAGGACGGGGUCCCGUCCAAGCCUGGAACACGGUCCGUGCUUGGUCGACGGUCCUACAUUGACGAUAUUCUGAUCGGGGGAAAGUCUUGGGAUGACUUGUGCGAGAAGGUGGAACGCCUCCUCGAGGUCUGCGAGGAGUGGCACCUGUCGAUCAGUGUCGAGAAAAGCGAAUGGGGAAUGCCAAGAGUGGAUUACUUGGGGCACGAGGUUUCGGAAAACGGACUCGGGGCGAAGCUAAAGAACUUGGAAGCACUAGCGGCGCUGGAUUUCCCGCGCACGCAAAAAGGGUUGCAA
Messenger RNA from Phytophthora megakarya, 1107 nucleotides. NCBI's taxonomy places the organism in Eukaryota, Oomycota, Peronosporomycetes, Peronosporales, Peronosporaceae. The record is from the annotation of a GenBank genome assembly.